AUGAAUCGCUCGGCAAGAAAUUUUGAACAAUCGGUUAUGCAAAGUAAAGAUGUUUGGUUUGUCUUGUUCGGAAAUCCUCGGUGUCCAAAUGUUAAACGACUUAAACCUGAGUGGGACAAGGCUUCAAAGGCUUUGGAAGGAAAGGUCAAGUGUGGUGAAGUUGACUGUGACGCGGAAAAAGAUAUACAAUCAAGGUUCGGAGUAUUUAGGUUCCCGACUGUUUUUGCAUUUGGUCCAGAUAAAAGUGCAGCUCCCACCAAAGUAACUUUAUAUAUUGAAGGAACUGCAGCUGCACUUGAAAAGGAUGGCCUGUCUUACUAUGAGAAAGCGCAGGGGUGUAAAAUGGACUUUUGAGUAGAGGAUUGUAUUGGAAUAAGAUUUGUUUGACUUGUUAUCGAAACAAUAAUGGCACCUUUAACCUUGGUGUAAAAAACUAAUAAAGA
Lactuca virosa is the source of this 443-nucleotide messenger RNA. The record is from the annotation of a GenBank genome assembly. NCBI's taxonomy places the organism in Eukaryota, Viridiplantae, Streptophyta, Magnoliopsida, Asterales, Asteraceae.